This is a messenger RNA of Henningerozyma blattae CBS 6284, 1005 nucleotides long. RefSeq lists its product as uncharacterized. NCBI's taxonomy places the organism in Eukaryota, Fungi, Ascomycota, Saccharomycetes, Saccharomycetales, Saccharomycetaceae. The transcript has a single exon. The coding region runs from base 1 to 1005 and encodes 334 amino acids. The record is from RefSeq and is a predicted model, not a curated record.
AUGGCAAGAAAAAGCAUAACAGAUUCGGUGUACGUCCAACCAGGGGAUCCUGUGAGUGGACAAGCUUUGUACCGAGCAUGGAAGAAGUAUGGGUUAGUGGGCAAACCUAUAGCCUCUAAUCAAGAUAAUGGUGAUGGUAGUGGGUUUGAAGAUUUCCGUAGUGCCUCAUCCACAGCAGCACAAUUGGCGGAUUUCUCGAACGAUGGCGGUGGGUUAGAGUAUAAUCCGGAAUCCAGUAUCAAGAUCCGUCCGGAAGGUAGGACGUAUUCUAUAGUAUGGGAUAACAUGGGUCCCGGGAAAACUGAAAGAAGAACAAGGAGAGGCGGUAACAAUGGUAGACAGAAUAGGAUGAAUUUGCCACCCACGAUCCAAGUGGAAAAAGAUAGCCAUCUGGGUGUUGGAUAUGAUGGGAUGUUGCAAGCGACGAAUAUCGCACAUGACGAAGGCCGUCGUCGAGAAAUCAUGAUGAACCUGUGGAAAAAGGAAAAAGAAUUGGCACGUAAAGAAGAGAUUGAAAAACAGAUGAAAUCUGCACGAGGAAGAGUGAAUGACGGAACGAUGUUAAACGAGAGUGUAUACGAGACGAUGCCAAUGCCCAUGGACACGACAAUGGCGAUGGCGAUGCCAAUGCCUGCGGAGAUGACAAUGGCGGCAGAUGGAAUGUCAAAUGAUCUACGCUUGGGCCCUGGAAAACCGCAUUGGUAUUGGAAAGAUUUGGUCAGACAGAUGAGAUGGGAAGAGGAGGAAUAUAUCCGUGGACAGAAAAGUAUGGAUCCGUGGGGUCAUUCGCGGUUCCGCAGAAUGAUGGGCAGUGGCGGUGCCGCCGAAAAUGCAAACGGCGCUGGCAAGGGAAACGGCGAUGGCAAUGCAAACGGCGACACUGGGCGGCUAAUUGAGCUGAUGGAGUUGGAGAUUCAAGAGAUGGCGGGGUUGCCCAAGCGUGAGGAUAUAGUUGCAAAGCAAGACGAGGAGGGAGAAGGAGCAGGAAGGAAUGGGGGGUCGUAG